This is a messenger RNA of Sarcophilus harrisii (Tasmanian devil), 1185 nucleotides long. It is a transcript of the gene MUCL3, whose product is annotated as mucin like 3. Lineage: Eukaryota; Metazoa; Chordata; Mammalia; Dasyuromorphia; Dasyuridae. Bases 1 to 1185 code for a protein of 394 amino acids. The transcript has 2 exons. The record is from RefSeq and is a predicted model, not a curated record.
AUGGGAGCCUCAUCCAGGACCAUAUCUGUCUCAUCCAAACUAACUGCUUCUUCCCAAAAGGAAAGGGGAACUUCCUUCAGGACCAUAUCUGUCUCACCCAAGCCCAUAACUACCUAUCAUGAGGAAAUAGGAACCUCAGACAGAACCACAUCUGUAUCAUUCAAGAAUAAAACUACUUCUCAUGAAGAUAUUGGAAUCUUGGACAGGACCACAACUGUCUCACCCAAGACUAUAACUACCUAUUAUGAUGGGAUGGGAACCACAUCUAGGUCAUCCAAGAACAAAACAACUUCACAUGAAGGCAUUGGAACCUUGUACAGUACCACAACUGUCUCACUCAAGAUUACAAAUACUUCCCACACAGGAAGGAGAACCUCUAUUAUAGGAGAUCUGAAGAAAACCACUCAAGCAUCAAAUAGGGUAUCUCUCUUUGAAAAGACCACAGAUUGGAUUAAAGCUGUUUCAGACAAGGUAACUGAAUCCUUAGGAACUUCAUACAAGCCUACAUCUGCUUCUGACAAAACCAUAGGAGCCAUGGAACCAACCACAGUCAUGGGAAAUUUAGACAAAACUAUAACUUUUGGGGGAACCUCAGAAAAGAUGGUUAAAUCCUUUGAAAAGACCACAGGCCUUUACAAGACUAAAAUUUCUUCAUAUCAAACUCAGGGAGCUUUGGACAAAACUAUCCAAAUUUCAGAUAAAACCACAAAAGCUUCAGGAGGCCCAAGACCCUUGGACAAGACUACCCAUAAAUCUACAUCUACUCCCUAUACUACUUUAGCUGCCCUUUAUCCAUCACUCCAGGUUACUAGUGAGAAAACCUUUGCACCUUUCACAACUCUCAACUAUACACAGGAGUUGAAUUCUACAAAAUCAAUCAAUAAUUAUUGGCCAGACCAGAAAACAGAUAAAUCAAGAGGAGGAUCCCAGAAUGGAGCAACCCAGGGGGUGCUGGAGGGAAAUUCAUUUCCUGCCUGGGCCAUUGUCAUUGUGGUCCUGGUGGCUGUGAUCUUCCUCCUGCUACUCAUUGGCCUACUCUUCAUGGCUCCCUACAUAAUCCGAACACGUCAGAUGACUACAGACCAUGAGGAAAAUGAUGCCAAGAAUGAGAUUGGUCCCAAUUCUUAUCCCGUCUUUCUGAUGGAACAGCAAACAUUGGGUCGGAGCCAGUUGCUAUUACCUUAG